Molecule: messenger RNA, 5931 nt
Organism: Heterocephalus glaber (naked mole-rat)
Lineage: Eukaryota; Metazoa; Chordata; Mammalia; Rodentia; Bathyergidae
Gene: Foxred2
Product: FAD dependent oxidoreductase domain containing 2
Biological process (GO): ERAD pathway
Cellular component (GO): endoplasmic reticulum lumen
Molecular function (GO): flavin adenine dinucleotide binding; monooxygenase activity
Source: RefSeq, a predicted model, not a curated record
GCCCCCUCCCAUUGGCCAAGGAGGAGGGGCGGGACUGCCGCCACCGCGCGAGCGAGCCCGCGCCCCUCUACUGCGGCCUGCAGUCUGAGUGGUGGGGAAGUUCGCGCUCCAGGGCUGCGGGAGUCGGUGGCCAGGGGCGGGUGCGUGGCCUGGGCACCGCGAACGCGUGGGCGGCAGCUACCUGCGCGGUUACCGGCAGGCAAGAGGGCACCUUCGCGUGCGCAGUCAGCGGCGGCAGGUGUGCUGGAGCAUCCCGGUCACGUGACCCAGCCGGCGAGCGAGGUCUUGCAGGGGGCGGGGCCCUCCAGGGCACGCCUCCGGGGUCUAAUCAGAGGGCGGAGGCGUGGCCAGGGAGAUUAGUGCUCCUAACGGGUCCUGCUUGGGAAAGGCCCCUGGGUAUGAAAUGGGGUCCGGAUUCCGGGACUCCUGCGUGCCCCAGAUCUCACCGGGGAAAGACGGAGCUAGGGCAGAUGAGCUCCAAGGCCCGCCCUGCCUCUAACUAGGUGUGCUUCCUCGGGAGCACGGGGCUCUCGCCUCCUGCUAGGCCUCGAGGUGCGAGGUGUCCCCUCCGGUCUGCCGCAGGAUGGGCCUCUCUGCCGCGCUCUGGGGACCCCUGGGGCUGCUGCUAUCACUCGCCCUGCCCCCGGCCGUGGGCGCACACACGCACCGGGACUACUGCGUGCUGGGCGCGGGGCCCGCGGGGCUGCAGGUGGCCGCCUUCCUGCACCACGCAGGCCGGGACUACGAGGUGUUUGAGCGCACGCCUGCACCCGGCAGCUUCUUCAUGCGCUACCCACGGCACCGCAAGCUUAUCAGCAUCAACAAGCGGUACACGGGCAAGAACAACGCGGAGUUCAACCUCCGCCACGACUGGAACUCUCUGCUCAGCCACGACCCCCGGCUGGUCUUCAGACACUACUCGCGAGCCUACUUUCCCGAUGCUGGUGACAUGGUGCGCUACCUGCGUGAUUUCGCAGACAGGCUGGGGCUCCAUGUGCGGUACAACACAAAUAUUGUCCAUGUCACUUUGAAGAAGGACUGGCAGGCCUGGAACAGCCACUACUUCAUCCUGACCAAUCAGAAGGGCCAGGUGUACCAAUGCAGCGUCCUUCUUGUAGCCACAGGUCUGUCAGUCCCCAACCUGGUGGACUUCCCAGGCUCCGAAUAUGCGGAGGGUUAUGAGUCUGUGUCCGUGGACCCUGAGGACUUUGUGGGUCAGAACGUGCUCAUCCUGGGUCGGGGGAACUCUGCCUUCGAGACAGCGGAGAACAUCUUGGGUGUCACAAACUUUAUCCACAUGCUGAGCCGCUCCCGGGUGCGGCUGUCCUGGGCCACCCACUACGUUGGAGACCUCAGAGCCAUCAACAACGGCCUGCUGGACACCUACCAGCUGAAGUCCCUGGACGGGCUUCUUGAGUCAGACCUGAGAGAUCUGGCCAUCGUGAAGGAUGCCAAGGGCAAGUUCCACAUCACCCUGGGGUUCUUCCUGGAGGAGACCAAUGCCAGCCGGAGUGCCGACGCCAUCCCCCUGCCCCAGGAUGACAAUGACAACUUUGCCAUGCGUGUGGCCUACGACCGGGUCAUCCGCUGCCUGGGCUGGAAGUUCGACUUCUCCAUUUUCAACCAGUCCCUGCGACUCUCCUCUGGGAGCGAGUUCAGCAAGAAGUACCCGCUGAUCAGAGCAAGCUAUGAAUCCAAAGGAACCCGGGGUCUCUUUAUCCUGGGUACUGCCAGCCACUCGGUGGACUACCGGAAAUCAGCAGGGGGCUUCAUCCACGGCUUCCGGUACACAGUGCGCGCUGUGCACCGGCUCCUGGAACACCGCCACCAUGGCAUCCCCUGGCCCUGCACCGAGCACCCCACCACUCAGCUGACCAACUCCAUCAUCCGGCGUGUGAACGAGGCUUCUGGGCUCUACCAGAUGUUCGGGGUGCUGGCUGAUGUCAUCCUGCUGAAGGAGAACGCCACGGCAUUUGAGUACCUGGAAGAGUUCCCCAUGCAAAUGCUGGCCCAGCUGGAGACCCUCACGGGAAGGACGGCCAAGCACGGGCUCUUCAUCAUCAACAUGGAGUAUGGCAAAAACUUCUCGGGGCCUGACAAGGACGUCUUCUUUCAUGACCGGUCUGUGGGACACACAGAAGACGCCUGGCAGUCUAACUUCCUCCACCCUGUCAUCUACUACUACAGGCACCUCCCCACUGAGCAGGAGGUGAGGUUCCGCCCUGCACACUGGCCCCUGCCGAGGCCCACGGCCAUCCACCACAUCGUGGAAGACUUCCUGACAGACUGGACUGCCCCGGUGGGGCACAUCCUCCCUCUGAGGCGCUUCCUGGAGAACUGUCUGGACACCGACCUGCGAAGUUUCUAUGCAGAAUCUUGUUUCCUGUUCACCCUCACACGCCAGAAGCUGCCCCCCUUUUGCCAGCAGGGUUACCUGCGAAAGCAGGGGCUUGUGUACACCAAGAGCCUUCAGCAGCACGGCGUGGAAAGCGGGCUCCUGCGGGACUAUGCCACCAUGGGCCAGGUCCUGGAGGACAGCAGUCGGCAACCUGGUGACCAAGAGCCAGUGAAUCAGCCCCUGGGUACAGGGCAUCUGAUCCAUCUUGACAGCAACAAAGAGGAGCUCUGACUGUCCUCUCCUAGGCUGCGGCAGAGUGGCGGAGUUAGGCCUCCUGUUUCGCUGCAGCCUCACACUCCCACAGACGUGUGACUGCCAGAGACCAUGCAGGUUCUCGCCAUGGCUGCACCAAAGCAAUCAUCAGGGCAUAGAAGGGCUGGGAUGCCCACAGUGCAGUGGCCUUCCCUCCUGUCUUGGUCCCUGAGUGCCAGGUGGCAAGGUCAGGAGAAGGGCAUCCUCUGCCAGCUGUGUGCUGCCUUCCACAGCUAUCUCGUCUCCAGAGGACCGUCACUGAGCACAGAACGGCCCAUCCGGUCCCCUUUGAGGUCCCAUCUGCUGCUUUUUCUUCUAGCCUAACCCUUGGAUGGACCGGGAUCCUGCCUGUGGAGCAUUUCACAAGUGAAACCCAUCCUCAUCUUCAUAAGGGUAUGCAGCAGGUGCUUUAAAACAAAAGCUCAAUGUCCUCAACAAGGUAAUGGGCAGAUGGGAUUGUCAUCCCCAGAGUGCUGCUGAAGACCCCAGCCAGGAGGUGUUGAGUCCCUCCCAGAGUCCCCAGCCACGAGUGCCUGUCUGCAUUCUCCUCUUCAUGCUGCCUCAUCCACAGCUUCAUCAUGCUGCCUUGCCCAUCCUGGCCCCUGCUCUCAGGAGGGCCUGGACUUACCAACAGAACCCAGGGCGAUAGCUCUGGCUUAUCUCAUGGACACAGAGGGCUGGCAUGGGGCAGAGAGGACACUCCCUGCAAGGUAUCAGACCCAAGCAGGUUCCUCCCUGAGCAGUAGAACACAGGCGCACAGAGCACCCUCUCCCCAGCAUCACCCCCCUGAGGAAUCCACACCUCUGUGACCCUCUUGCCCCAUGCCCUCCUGCGUCCUGAACCUGCCCAGUCAAGUACAGUGAAGCUGCUUUUCCGCUAUCCUGUUCACCAUGUGCAGAGAAACAUUGGCAGAGGCUUUCGGAAGGUACCAGUGCAUUCAGCUCCUCUUCCUUGUCCUCGGUCAUCUGGCACGCACUCGCCCCUCUGGUGUUUCAGUCUCACUUGGGAGUAAGCCAUGGGAAAGAGUUUAUCCACUAGGCAGUCGCAGUGGUUUCCCAGAGCCAAGGAUCAGCUUCCUCGAUGGUUGUCACUAGUUUUUCAGGGAUCCACUCAGAAUUCCAGAGACAUGGGCUUUCUAGACCCAGAGCUGCUUCCUGAGAACAUCCUCAUCCUCUCGGCUAGAUACAAACCCCCAGCCACCUGGCCCACUGUCCAUGCACAGCCUCCUCCCUCCGGUCACUUGCACAGUCCCAGUAGGCGUAUCCUGGGAGGAGCUGUUCGUCCCAUGACCCCACCAGGAAAAUUUGCACAGGGUUUCUUGUUAAUUCCAGGGUGCAGCAUUUACUGUAUUUCAUAUAGAUUAAAUGUGAACCAAAAUUGGAUGCUGUUAUCCCACCCUGUCAUUUCCAAAGCAUUUUUUAAAUGAAUCUUUUAAUUAGGGCUCUUCCCGAACAUCAAAUCCUGUUCCACACAUCUCGCCCACCCAGUUACUGAGGCUGGCUGAGCCACUUGUUCCAGUAAAAUUGUGAGGCGCUGUAACAAGUAGUUGACUGACACCUAAAUAUGAGACAUCUGCUGCAUUUCCCUUCAUCUGCCAAGUUGUCAGUCCCAUGAAAAUACCAGUCAGCCUUAUUUGUUUUUAAUAAGGCAGAAUUCCACCCUUACUCAGUUCAUGAGAUACGUCUUCCUCGACUUGCUUUUGGUAAAUUAGUACUGUAGCUGUACAAAAAUCAUGGCCACACUUGCCAAGUCCCCACAGGACUUGUUCCUAACAGGCCUCUCCCCUUUUCUUACCUGACCUCAGGUGCUGUUGCUUUGGGUGGCUGGCGCCUUCCUGCUGUGUUGGGUUCCCAUUUUUUAACCUCUGCCUCAUUUCCUUUUGCUGGCAAGUCUGGACAGCCCAGUAGCACAGCUCAUGUUUUCCAGCCGGCCCAAGUUCCUCUGUUAGUGAAAACCUGACUUUGUUCAUUCCUUUUUUCCUUAAUAUGAGAAGUUACUGGUACAAAAUAGACAAGUCAGGGAAAUAAGCAGGAGGCCAGAAGGCAACUCUGUUUUAAAAAGAGAUGAUUUAAAGAAGAAUCACAAACCAAUUUUUUUUAAAAAAGACUGCAUGGAACUUUGCCUGAAAUGUUAGCCUAGUCACUUGAGAAUUAUUUUUUUUAAGUUUAAACCCCUAUUUCAUACUGUAUACUUUGAAGGUAAUUCCAGAUAAAAUUUUUGAAGCCUUAUAGAAACGGGUUGAGUAGGAGGACCAUAGUCAAAGAAAAGACUUUCCAAGUUUAAAAGCAAUAGAAGAUUUCUCCAGAGGGAAAGAUUUAGCAUUUCCAGGGAUACCCACUGAGCCCCUAAAUGUGACUAUUUUAUAGAAAAUGAUAAGGAGAAAUAGCAUGGGCAAAUAUAAUUAUGGGAGAAUAUAACAAAAUAUAUUAGUAACUUACUGAAAUAAAAGAAAUACGAAGAACUGUUCGGUAAACUACCCAGUAGACUGUUACAUAGCUCUGAAAAUGAUCACGAUGAAAAACUAGGUAAUACAAAUGCAUAUGUAAUCAAGUGGGAAAAAAGCAAGAUGUAAAAUUACAGUCCCAACUACUUGAAUUACUUGUAACUGUAAAGACAGAAACCCAUGUAGCUGGGGAUGGUGGCACACACCUGUAAUCUCAGCACUCAGGAGGCUGAGGCAGGAGGAUCACUGCACAUUUGAGGCCAGCCUGGGCUACACAGUGAGACCCUAUCUCAAAAAAAAAAAAAAUCCACGUGCAGCAGAAAAUACAGAAAGGAAACAUCACAAUCUCAACACUGGUUAGAUUGGGUAUAGAGGGUUAUUUUUUCUUUUCAUUUUCCUCUUUUCAAGUUCUGUGGUUAUAUUCCAUAGUGAAGUAAAUGCAGUUAUCCUCCAAAAACUUCUGAUUUUGAAACUUGGAAUUGCCAGGGCAAGUGGACACAGGAGCCCUUCCCAGCAGACAUGUUCAGGCAGUGUCCUUGUAGUGUCCCCUUGGAGCCACUUCCUUCCCUGCCAGUUGGGAAGAAGCAGCACCAAGUGUCACAAGUUCAGCUAAAGAAAUGAACUAUGAGCAGUGUAUGUUCCUCUCAUGGAGUCUUGUUACUAGCUGAACCAGCACCAUGGAGAUCUCUGGAAACAUCUUCCCUCCCAAGUGUUAGAAAAUGAAAGAUAAAAAUCCUUACUUGGUGGAGCCUUCCUGUGUUUAGUCUCCAAUGUACUGUACAGCCCCAAAUUCCUUUUAUCUGGUAAAAGUAGGGAUAAAGUCUCCUUAGAAAUGAA